This is a messenger RNA of Panicum virgatum (switchgrass), 2059 nucleotides long. Its product is annotated as wall-associated receptor kinase 3-like. Bases 145 to 1674 code for a protein of 509 amino acids. Lineage: Eukaryota; Viridiplantae; Streptophyta; Magnoliopsida; Poales; Poaceae. Gene Ontology annotation, cellular component: plasma membrane. Gene Ontology annotation, molecular function: calcium ion binding; protein serine/threonine kinase activity; ATP binding. The record is from RefSeq and is a predicted model, not a curated record. The transcript has 4 exons. Gene Ontology annotation, biological process: cell surface receptor signaling pathway; protein phosphorylation.
UACAUCGUCGGCUGCUUGUCGACAUGCGACGACGAACUCAAGGACGGCUCAUGCUCUGUUACUCGCGGCUGCUGCCAGCUGGACCUCCCAAGGGGCGUGAGGACUUAUCAAGGCUAUUUUAACUCGUUGUACAACACCAGCGCGAUGUGGAGGGAAACGCCUUGCAAUUAUGUCACUGUGAUGGAAAGCGCGGCCUUCAACUUCAGCACCGCCUAUCUUACCUCGACGGAGUUCUUUGACAGAGAUGACUCGAGGGUCCCAGUUGUGAUGGAGUGGGCGGUUUCACGGAAUACAUGUGAAGAAGCCAGAAUCAACACUACAUCCUAUGCGUGUGUCAGCGACAAUAGCUACUGUUUCAUAAAUGAUGCGGGCUACGCCUGUAACUGCUCAUUGGGAUACAAGGGCAACCCUUACACCGUCGACGGGUGCACAGAUAUCAAUGAGUGCCUAGACAAUGUUACUUACCCGUGUGCUGGAAUUUGCAAAAAUACACCGGGGAGUUUCACUUGUUCAGGCCCACGGGGGGACAGCAUGGUUGGUGGUGUUUGCGUGAAAGAUCGUCGGAUGUCGAUAAUUUGGAUAGCGCCAGUUGUUGGUACAAGUCUUUUGCUUCUGUCACUCGGUGGGCCAUUCAUCGUGCGUAAAAUCAAACAACAGAAGGUAAACAAGAUGAAGCAAAAAAAUUUCAACCAAAAUCACGGGUUACUACUGCAGCAAUUAGUAUCACACAACUCAGACAUUGGUGAGAGAAUGAUAAUUACCUUAAGGGAGCUGGAGAAGGCCACGAACAAUUUUGAUAGAGCUCGAGUGGUUGGUGGUGGAGGUCAUGGAGUUGUGUUUAAAGGAAUUCUAGAUCUGCAUGUUGUGGCGAUCAAGAAAUCAAAGAUAGUAGUACAAAGAGAAAUCGAUGAGUUCAUCAAUGAAGUUGCAGUUCUUUCUCAAGUGAACCAUAGAAAUGUGGUGAGGCUUCUAGGAUGUUGCCUUGAGACAGAAGUCCCGUGGCUAGUUUAUGAGUUCAUUUCGAAUGGAACCCUUUAUAAUCAUCUCCAUGUUGAAGGACCAAUAUCUCUACUAUGGGUUGAUAGAAUAAGGAUUGCACUUGAAGUUGCUAGAGCUUUGUCCUAUCUACAUUCAGCUGCUUCUAUGCCAAUAUUUCAUAGAGAUAUCAAGUCAUCGAAUAUACUUCUUGAUGAUAGUUUAACAGCAAAAGUAUCAGACUUUGGAGCUUCAAGGUACAUCCCGAUUGAUCAAACAGGAGUAACUACUGUUAUUCAAGGAACAUUGGGAUAUUUGGACCCUAUGUAUCAUUACACAGGCCGACUAACAGACAAGAGUGACGUCUUCAGUUUUGGUGUUCUUCUUGUAGAAUUGCUUACUAGAAAGCAACCAUUCAUGUACAGAUCCAAUGGUGGUGACAAUCUUGUUUCACAUUUUGAGAAGAUGCUCGCAACAAACAACCUAGUGGAUAUAAUAGAUCCCCAAGUCAUGAAUGAAGCAGAUGCAGACCUACGAGAAGUAGCCACACUUGCGGCGAUAUGUACCAAGUUGAGGGGAGAAGACCGGCCUACAAUGAGGGAAGUGGAGAUGAAACUUGAAAACUUGUCAACAAAGCAAAAACUUGUUCCAGGCAUUACGACAACAAGGAGAAAUGACGAGGAUCAGGGGCGGAUCUAGCAAUGGGUCAGCCGGGCCUCGAGCCCCUCCUACCCAUGCUAGAAGUAUGAAGCCCCUCCUAAGCACCCCUAUAAAUUUGUAGCCAUUGAAGCUUGAAAAGUGUAGCUAUAGGUAGAAGAUGAAGAGAAUAAGCCCCUCCUAAUAUUUUUUCUAGAUCCACCACUGACGAGGAUCCAAUACAUGUCAAUUGAACCGGUAACUAACGAGUCGAACAGGCAAUACACUAUUGAAGAGAAAAUACUAUUAUCGGCAAGUUACCCUCGAUGAACUUGUGUUGUCAUGAACAACAAUGAACUUCCUAGUUAUCUUCUAAAUUAUUAGGCAAAUCUCUGAGCACAAGCAUCUGAUGUACUGUAGAUUUGGCAUGGUUCCCAUAAACAGUAUA